This is a messenger RNA of Bolinopsis microptera, 2779 nucleotides long. RefSeq names its product HBS1-like protein. The transcript is spliced from 10 exons. Gene Ontology annotation, biological process: translation. NCBI's taxonomy places the organism in Eukaryota, Metazoa, Ctenophora, Tentaculata, Lobata, Bolinopsidae. Bases 331 to 2259 code for a protein of 642 amino acids. Gene Ontology annotation, molecular function: GTPase activity; GTP binding; protein binding. The record is from RefSeq and is a predicted model, not a curated record.
GGCCCUGUACUACACUUUAGUACUUCAUUGGUUUUUUUGUUCAUUUUUAUUUCUUUUUAAUCGCCAGAACUAAUUUUUCGAUGCAAUUUUUUAAAUUUGUAAUUAUUCAAAUAUUUCGACGAUGACUUAUUUUAAUUCGUUUUUAUUAUUUACAAUUUUGUAAUUUAUUAGAAUAAUUUCAAUUUCCAAGAUAUCCUUAGUUUCAUUGCGUCUAUCUUAAAAAUGUUGACAUCCCAGUACCAUUAAAUGCAAAUGUAAAUGUACUAACACCCACUAGCGCAAGUAUUCCUGAUCUCAACAAUAAACACAGUUGACUGUUGAGAAUGUGAGAUGUCGAGGCACCGCAUUGUGCGGAACUAUAUAGGGGUAGACAGUGAGUACUACGACGAUGAGGUGUUCGGCAGAAGUGUUGAGGAGGACACCCCUCUCUCCCCUUCUCUCAGCCAGUUUAUUUACAACAGAGGAGGUGGACCAGAGACGGAGCCAGAGUAUGGGCAGCCCCGCGCGUCAGUAGAUUGCGUGCAGGAGGAGGAGGAGGAGGAUGUGGGGAACGCUGAUGAGGAGGCGCUCAACACUAUGUAUGACAUGGGCUUUGAGAUGGAUUUGUGUAAGGACGCGCUGCGUCAGUACGAUAACGACAUGACACGUGCACUAAACCACGUGUUAGAGAAUGGCGCGCAGCAGCACGUGCAGGAGGCCACGGUGCCGGCUGGUAGACCAGUGCACCAGGAGCAGCUUGCUACUGAGCUACAGAAUCGGUUACAAGUUGGGGGAUCAGGAGAUAGCACCCCUACAAACUGUCUUACUCCUGUCAAGUGUAACACUCCCAAAUCUAAUACUCCGAGAUCAGGGUCUCCUCCAGCUAUCAGGCGCCCUCCCCGGGAACCCAGUUCUGCUAACACCACACCUAAAGCUAAAAAGAGCCGACCUAAGGAUAUUGAUGUUCUGGGGAUACUUAACUCUAAAAUUGACACUCAACCUCUUAUCAAUGUGGCCGUGGUGGGUCAUGUGGACGCAGGUAAAAGUACUCUAAUGGGACACUUACUGUGUCUUCUGGGUCACGUCAGUAAAAAAGAGCUGCACAAAAACAAGACAGAAUCUCAGAAACUAGGAAAAGGUUCCUUUGCCUACGCGUGGGUACUGGACGAGACGGGCGAGGAACGAGAACGUGGAGUUACAAUAGAUGUCGCCCAGACCAGAUUCCAGACUCCUAAGAAAACAGUAAAUCUACUGGACGCACCCGGACACAAGGACUUUGUUCCCAACAUGAUCUCCGGAGCCUCCCAAGCAGACUUUGCUAUUCUGGUGGUAGACUCAACCCCUGGAGGAUUUGAAGCAGGGUUCGAACAAGGAGGGCAGACUCGUGAACACGUGGUGUUAGUUAGAGCCCUGGGGGUUCAAACUCUGAUAGUUGCAGUUAAUAAGAUGGAGAAUGUGGCGUGGGGUAAGGAGAGAUAUGAUCACAUAUCUGGGGAGUUGACUGUGUUCUUGAAGACUGUCGGGUUUAAGAACAGUGAAGUGAUAUUUGUACCUGUGUCUGGGUUGGAGGGGGACAAUCUGUUGGAGAAAUCUAAAACACCAACUCUCACUGAAUGGUACAGUGGAGGUUCUUUGGUAGAUAUUAUUGACGGUUUAGAAGCCCCCAAACGUUGUUACGACCGUCCAUUCAGACUUAUUGUCACUGAUGUUUUUAAGCACCCUCAAAUGGGACUCAGCGUCGCUGGUAAGGUUGAUUCCGGGUUUGUGAUAAUGGGAACCCCAGUAGUAAUCAUGCCGGGAGGAACUACCGCUAUGAUUAAGAGCAUGACCACAGUUGACGACAAGAGUGUUGACUACAGUGUCGCUGGGGAGCAGUGUAUUCUAGUGGUCGGUGGUACGGAUCAGACCAAGAUCCACAACGGCAAUGUGAUAUGUGAAUCACAAUCGAGAGUGCGAACCACCCUGAAAUUUAAAGCCAGAGUCCUGGUAUUCAACAUUGACAUUCCUAUCACUAAAGGCUUUCCUAUCGACCUUCACUAUCAGACGGUGAACGAGCCGGCAGUUAUCAGUAGAUUGAUUUCGACUCACAGCAAAAGCAACGGUCAAGUUCUCAAGUCUAAACCUCGUUGUUUAACUAAAAACCAGGUGGCGCUGAUAGAGAUUAAGUGCGAACGAGCCAUUUGUCUGGAACUAUUCAAAGACAGCAAGUCCCUGGGAAGAAUCACUUGCAGAUACGGUGGAAACACAAUAGCUGCGGGCAUGGUCAUUGAAAUCACGUGAUUAACAUUUAGACUGGUCUGUGAUACUAGAACUAUUUAGAACUGAAUUAUUAGCGCAGUGAAUAGAGAUGUUUGAGUUGAAAAGUGACAAAAAAGUUUCAUAUGUCAAGUUGCCGUGUUUCAUUUAGCCUAUAUUUUGGAUGGGGUUUUGUUUGAACAGAUUUAGCGUUACAUGUAUAACUGAUUUACAUCACCUUCUGAUUAAUGAAGCGAAAAUCUAAUAAGAUUUAGAUUGUUUUAUUUUAAUAAUUAAACUUUAAUUAAGAUUUAGAUAAUCACACUUGUUUUAUGAACGUUGUAUUUUAAACUCAAGUUUUAGUUAAAGAGGAAUUUAAGUCAACUAAAUGAGUGAUAAAUUAUGAUCAUUCGGGCAAAAUCUAUUUUUACGCUUGAUAAAAACAGUGUGUGAUCGAACACUCACGAUGUUAGCUAACUUAUUUGUAAAAAUAAUCGUUCUUAAAAUGAUCGCUGUGAAGGUGAUCGUUGACGAUUUUAUAAAAUUUCGAAUAGAAUUUAAUGAA